Molecule: messenger RNA, 372 nt
Organism: Protopolystoma xenopodis
Lineage: Eukaryota; Metazoa; Platyhelminthes; Monogenea; Polystomatidea; Polystomatidae
Source: the annotation of a GenBank genome assembly
AUGUCAGGAGCCGUCUUUUCCUGUGGCGAUUCCACUUUCGGCCGUCUCGGCUUGGCUCUACCACCACCCAAAAAGGGCGCUUCUCUGAUUACUACAACUACAGAUGAACAGCUUGAAGCCAAGACUAAGGAUCCAUUUAUUGGGUUGUCUUCAUCGGACCCAGCCAGUUCUCUUAGACACUCCCCAAUAGGUUUAGACUCUACAACACUCGAGGAUUCUUACAAAUCCGCAGCAGAAUCGAUUCCUCAAUCUCUUCUACCAUCCAAAGUCUCCCAUCCAUGUCGUAUUAUUGGUCUUGCAGGUGUGCGUGUUGUUAAAGUUGCGGCUCAUCCGGGUUCUAAGCAUGCUCUCGCAUUAACCGAUGAAGGUUAG